GCACAAGGCUUCUCUUUUUGUGUGUGUGGAAGGGGGCGCAUGUGAGUGCACGGCCAAAGUGCCUUUUUCUCUGCCACCUGCGCACACGCUUCUCACCCACCACCAAACCAGCCAUGGCUCGCGGUCCCAAGAAGCACCUCAAGCGGCUCAACGCCCCCCGCCACUGGAUGCUGGACAAGCUGUCUGGUCGCUUUGCUCCCCGCCCCUCCACCGGCCCCCACAAGCUGCGCGAGUGCCUGCCCCUUGUCAUCUUCAUCCGCAACCGCCUGAAGUAUGCCCUGACAUACCACGAGGUUAAGAUGAUCACCAAGGAGCGCAACAUCAAGGUCGACGGCAAGGUCCGCACGGACAUGACCUACCCCGCUGGUUUCAUGGAUGUCAUCUCCAUCCCCAAGACCAACGAGAACUUCCGUCUUCUGUACGAUGCCAAGGGCCGCUACACAGUUCACAGGAUCGAUGACGCCGAGGCCAAGUACAAGCUGUGCAAGGUCACCAAGACCUUCGUCGGCCCCCGCGGUGUCCCCAUGGUUGUCACCCACGACGCCCGCACCAUCCGCUACCCUGACCCCCACAUCAAGGUGCACGACUCUGUCAAGGUCGACCUCGAGACUGGCCGCAUCACAGAGUUUGUCAAGUUCGACAACAACAUGCUCGCCAUGAUCACCGGCGGCCGUAACAUGGGCCGUGUCGGUACCAUCGUCCACCGUGACCGCCAUCUUGGUGGCUUCGACAUUGUCACGCUGCGUGAUGCCAACGGCCACCAGUUUGCCACCCGCCUCAGCAACAUCUUCGUCAUUGGCGACAAGAAGCCCCUGGUGUCCCUCCCCAAGGGCAAGGGUGUUAAGCUCACGAUUGCCGAGGAGCGUGACCGCCGCAUGGAACAGAAGGCCAAGGAGCUCGCGUAAACGCACACGUUGUGCUGUCGUUUCCCCCGUCGUCCUCGUUGCCCCUCGCUGUCUUUCCCCCCAUGUGUUGUUGCCGCUGAUGUUGUGCGUCCCGCAGACUGGUGUUCACUGUCGCUCUUUUUCAUGUCGUGCGUGUUGGUGUAAGUGUGCGCGUGUGUGCCACGGUCAUGCCCGCAACAAAGCAGCAGCCCCAAAGUAAACCCUUGAUAAAGGCAUCCCCAGCGA
Messenger RNA from Salpingoeca rosetta, 1130 nucleotides. RefSeq names its product ribosomal protein s4 X isoform. The record is from RefSeq and is a predicted model, not a curated record. The coding region runs from base 114 to 905 and encodes 263 amino acids. Gene Ontology annotation, cellular component: ribosome; cytosolic small ribosomal subunit. The transcript has 4 exons. Gene Ontology annotation, molecular function: RNA binding; structural constituent of ribosome. Lineage: Eukaryota; Choanoflagellata; Craspedida; Salpingoecidae. Gene Ontology annotation, biological process: translation.